UAAAACAUGAAAAAAUGAAGGACAGCUACCUUUCUCCUCCGACUGCGGUUAACCCAUUCCUCUUCAUACUCUUAAGAACAUGUAUAUAUCAUGUCAACAGCUAUAAAACCAGCCAAGAAGAAAAAUCCCUGUGAAGAGUGUCGAGAACACAAACGGAAAUGCACUUGUGAACAACCAUGCGAGAGAUGCACCGCACUUGGCUUGAACUGCGUUUAUGUUGUGGUGAACACUCCCCGGGAUCAAGAGUAUCUAAUGCUCACCCGAAACAUCGAAGCGCAAGUAGAACUGAAAGUUAUUGAGGAACAGAUCAACGACAUGGAAACUGAAUUGAAGCAGCUACGAAAGGGACAAAGUGGUUACGACCCUUCCAACAUUCAAUCGUACCCAUCACCUACAUCGGACAUUGAUGCACGUGAAGACCACAAAAAGACCAUGCAAGUGUAUUCAGAAGAUACAACGCAGAGUACCCAGCUGAUUCGAAUGGAAAAUAACGAUCCAGCUAGAAACCCCCAACAGUUAAUGGAUGAAACUCUCCAUGGAAUUGGAGCUCAGCUUUAUCAGAUUGAAGAUAAUUCGUCCAACAAAGAAAAUGAAUGGGCCUUGACUAUCACCAAAAAAGGCCUACGAAUCGAAACCAACAUAAAGAACAUGGCUGAUUUGAUAGCACAAGUCAAAGUCAUGAAUUUUCAACUUGGCAAUGUUGAUAAGCCACCACUGUAUUCACACCUUGUAAGCGAGCCCAUAAAUCCCACGCUGAUGAUUAAAUUUGGCGAGAAGGCAUGGAUAAAAAUUCUUGAAGGGAACAAAAAAGCCCUUCAUCGAUGUGUGGUAUUCAUGAAAGACCAAGCCUUACCCGAUGUCAAUCGAAUACAAUUGGCUCGACCUGACGUAUCGACCGCCAUGACUGUACAACUUCUUCAGAUCUACUUUUCUUGUCAGCACUUGAGACAAAUGGCCAUACACCGCAAAACGUUCCUCGACAUGUUUUUCAAACCAAACGAUGUGAAAGCACCUGUUUAUGCCCUAUGUGCCGCCAUUGUCACUAUGCGAUGCAAGCAUGUUCUGCAGGUUGUUCCUUAUGAAUCUCAACUUAUCUAUGGCGAAUACUAUUUCAACAAGGCCCGCCAGUUGUAUAGCGAACAGUUCGAUGAGAUCUCCUUGGAAACAUACUGUACCCUCAUUUUUAUGACCAUGUACAAGGCGACGAUAUUGCGGCCCGAUGAAGGUGAUAACUAUCUGAAUUUGGCAAACCGAAUGGGCGAAGAGUUAUUACCGCUAUAUUCACGGCCUGCCUCUCCGUCUCCCGGGAGUAAACAAGGUGAUGAUGUCGGGUUACGAACUUUCACCUUGUCUGGAGAAGCUGAGAUGUUCAAGCGUUUGCUGCGAACUUGCAAACAGCUUGCCUUCCGGUUGUUUUUAUUGAAGCAGCCUUCUCAUCUUGGUCCUCCUCCAAAGCAUUUUCAAGGCCACGGACCAGGUCCACACCGUAUGUCCCACAGAAUGAAGGGCGAUCCUGCUGAUAGAUAUCCUCACCACCAAGGUGUCCAUCCUCGCUCGUUGUUACUAUCUUGUUGCCUGGACGAAACACCCAUUGAACUUCGAUAUAUACAACAAUCAAAGUACAUGGCUCUCCACAGAGAAACCAUUCACACCGUAAUGGCAUCGGUUUUUCCUCACAUUCACGACACAUUGUCGUCCACCUUUGUUAUCGCCACCAUUACAUCGUUCGAUCAAAGCAUGCGAAAUUGGUAUUAUCAAACCCUUCCUCAGGAAUUGCGUAUCGCCUUACCACUUUUUGAUGAUACUAUCAGCGACACGACGCUUAUAGAAGCGGUCUCAUUUGAUCGCAUCCGUGAUUCGGUUCCUUUGACCCUCCUUAUUACGUUUUACACGGAAUUCAUAGUCGUGAUGAAGAAAUUGCUUCCAAGGAUACCACAGUACGAUGACAGUCACCUCAGUUUUGGAGUGAUGAGUCAGGAAACCGAUGAAGAACGCCAGAAACGCAAGGAAAAAAAGAAGCAGAAGCGACGAAAAGUGUUCCGACAUCUUAUCAACGAAUACAAUUUGAAUAUGACCGAAGAACAACUGCACGAAUUCUAUCAUCAGCAAUUCGAUCUCCCUCACGACUUCCAGAUUGAAGCGCAAGACAAGUGUACCAGGGCCGCCAAUCUAGCGGUCCGACUUCUUGAACAACUGACGAACUCCUCAUUCUCCUGUCAUUUUGAUUUACCCACCCUCAUGUGCACUUGGGAUAUGCAUCUACGCAACUCCAGGUUGGGACAUGCCAGAAUUGACCAACCUGACGGUAUUGUCGACCCCAAAGUCACUCGCCAAGCCCGCCAUCAUUUGGUCCGCUGCUUAGCCAUCAUGCGACGAGGAUUUCUCUACAACACGGCGGAGCGCGAGUUAUGGAAACACUAUCAGCUAAUGGAGCAGGAUCUUCUACGAGAGCUGAGCCUUGAUCCCGCCUUCAAAGUGUCAUCUGGCCCGGAGCCAGAGUUUCAUAUCGGCCAUUCCGUGAACACCUUUGCCACCUAAGUGUCCACACUGUUGUUUUUUUAUUAUUAGAGUUUCCCCCCACAUCUAUGCUUUUCUUCGUGUCAAUUGCUCUUAAUACCUUUGAUCCCCACCUCUCUGCCAUAUAAUAAAUGUCCAAUGACUGGAUAAAAAAAAACCAUAAUU
This is a messenger RNA of Umbelopsis ramanniana AG, 2682 nucleotides long. RefSeq lists its product as uncharacterized. The record is from RefSeq and is a predicted model, not a curated record. Lineage: Eukaryota; Fungi; Mucoromycota; Umbelopsidomycetes; Umbelopsidales; Umbelopsidaceae. Gene Ontology annotation, biological process: regulation of DNA-templated transcription. The coding region runs from base 91 to 2538 and encodes 815 amino acids. Gene Ontology annotation, cellular component: nucleus. The transcript has 3 exons. Gene Ontology annotation, molecular function: zinc ion binding; DNA-binding transcription factor activity, RNA polymerase II-specific.